This is a messenger RNA of Carcharodon carcharias (great white shark), 427 nucleotides long. Its product is annotated as sodium/hydrogen exchanger 3-like. NCBI's taxonomy places the organism in Eukaryota, Metazoa, Chordata, Chondrichthyes, Lamniformes, Lamnidae. The transcript has 3 exons. Bases 29 to 418 code for a protein of 129 amino acids. The record is from RefSeq and is a predicted model, not a curated record.
CACACACAGCAAACCUCACACACAGAAGAUGGGGAGAGAUAGGAGCGAGCGUGCGGCCAGGUGCGCCUUGCUGACAGCUCUUGGUCUGUUGCUCUGCUGCCCGGUGGUUCCGAGCUCGGUGGACGAAGCGGAACCGGACAGCCACACCGAGCACGGCGACUCUCACGGGGGUAACGACACCGGCUUUCAGAUCGUCACCUUUCACUGGGAGCAUGUCCAAGCCCCUUAUGUCAUAGCACUGUGGAUUUUAGUGGCCAGCUUAGGCAAAAUAGCUCCAACAGUGCGGGUGUGUAAUAAUGACCAGUGGUUAAGGAACUGUGAAAAUGGCAUGAAUAGAAUAUUCCCCAUCAAGCUGCUGACCGUUUUGAGAGAGAGGGAGUUGGAUAACACGAGUAGUAAAGGCAGUUCCUUUCCAUGAAGCUUCGAG